UCUUCUUGCUUUCGCUUUCUUUUUCACCGAUUUUUUCUGCCCUAAUUUGAUCUUCUCUUCAAAGAGAAAGUGAUAGUUUCGUUGAUUUGGUUGGAAAUUCGUGCAUUUUCUUGUUCUCUAGUGCUAAUUUUGUAGCAAAGUUGUUUUUUUUCUUUGAAAUUUUGGCCCAUUUGGCUUUUUCUUUGGAAAUCUAGUUAGUGCUUUGAUGAUUGAUGUUUAACAUCAAUUGAUGCUUGUUAUUUACGGAGAAAAAGUUAGUUAGGGUUUUUUUUUUCUUUUUCAAGCACGAGGUUUUAGUGAUUUAGGUGGAGAUUUUUAUUAGCAUGGUAAUGUGGGUGGUGUUUUUGAUGGUACUUAGGGUUUUGAGUUGUUGAGAAAUUUGUGGUAAGUCAAGUGCUUUGAUGGUGCUUCUCUGAACGUGGAACGUUGGUAUUCUUUUUUUCUAUUUGGAGUGGUUGUUGAGGGUUGGGGAAAUUUAUUGCCUUUGGACCCAUAAAACUCAAUCUUGGAUCAUUGAGUUUUGUUGGUAUUGGUUGGAUUUAGAGUUUGGGAAAUUGGUAACAUUUGGAAAGUUGUGAGCUUUUGUUGUUUGGAGGAUUGGGAAUUGAUGAAGAUGGAGUCUGGAACUGAUUUCUCACCUAAUUAUUGUCAGGAUAGUGUUACUGAACCUAUGAGAACAACCGGAAAACCUCCGCGACUGCGGCCGGUUAUCCGGCAUUGUGUGAGCACUGCUCGGUUGGCUAGUUCGACAGAUUCGGAUUUAGCAUCUCCACCGGAGGAAGCGCAACCCAGUUUCUUGCCUGUGUUUCGGUCCGGGAGCUAUUCGGAGAUUGGACCUAAACAGGACAUGGAAGAUGAACACAUAUGUGUGGAUAAUCUAGUUGAUCAUCUUGAUGGUGUUGCUAGUUUUCCAUUGUCAGGGGCUUUCUAUGGAGUGUUUGAUGGCCACGGUGGUAAAGAUGCAGCUUCAUAUGUGAGAAGGAACAUACUAAAGUUCAUAAUUGAGGACUCUCAUUUCCCCAUUUGCAUUGAUAAGGCCAUGAAGAGUGCAUUUGUUAGAGCUGAUCAUGCAUUUGCUGAUGCUCAUUCUCUUGAUAGCUCUUCAGGCACCACUGCACUGACUGCUCUUAUUUUUGGAAGGACUAUGCACAUUGCCAAUGCCGGUGAUUGUAGAGCGGUGUUAGGGAGACGAGGUCGGGCGGUCGAGCUAUCCAUAGAUCAUAAGCCAAAUUGCAACAGCGAAAGGCUGCGAAUCGAGAGACUGGGUGGCAUUGUGUAUGAUGGUUACUUGAAUGGCCAGCUCUCAGUGGCAAGAGCUCUCGGAGAUUGGCACAUUAAGGGCACGAAGGGCUCGCUCUGCCCUUUGAGUGCCGAACCGGAGUUACAAAAGACCAUUCUUACCGAGGAGGAUGAGUUUCUAAUAUUGGGUUGUGAUGGCCUCUGGGAUGUCAUGACCAGCCAGUGUGCGGUGACUAUGGUUCGGAAAGAGCUCAUGGCUCACAAUGAUCCCGAACGGUGUUCGCAAGAGCUUGUUCGCGAAGCUCUCAGCAGAAAUACUUGUGAUAAUCUAACCGUAGUAGUUGUAUGUUUUUCACCCAAUCCUCCUCCCCGGAUCGAGAUCCCGAGGUCUCGAGUCCGGAGAAGCAUAUCGGCCGAGGGGCUACAGUUCCUUAAGGGUGUCAUGGACAACAAUAUCUAAUGUAUUUUCCUUUUGUUUUUCUGUCUAUUUUCUGUCAUUGAACUCCUGUAAAUUUGAAGAUACUGAUUGAUUGUUUGUGAAUGAGAAGUAUGUGCUUUUCCAUA
Messenger RNA from Dioscorea cayenensis subsp. rotundata (Guinea yam), 1803 nucleotides. RefSeq names its product probable protein phosphatase 2C 47. Lineage: Eukaryota; Viridiplantae; Streptophyta; Magnoliopsida; Dioscoreales; Dioscoreaceae. Gene Ontology annotation, molecular function: protein serine/threonine phosphatase activity; cation binding. The record is from RefSeq and is a predicted model, not a curated record. Gene Ontology annotation, biological process: protein dephosphorylation. Bases 608 to 1699 code for a protein of 363 amino acids. The transcript has 4 exons.